Dromiciops gliroides (monito del monte) is the source of this 3791-nucleotide messenger RNA. It is a transcript of the gene GPR75, whose product is annotated as G protein-coupled receptor 75. The coding region runs from base 1584 to 3179 and encodes 531 amino acids. Gene Ontology annotation, cellular component: membrane. Gene Ontology annotation, biological process: G protein-coupled receptor signaling pathway. The record is from RefSeq and is a predicted model, not a curated record. Gene Ontology annotation, molecular function: C-C chemokine receptor activity. The transcript is spliced from 2 exons. Lineage: Eukaryota; Metazoa; Chordata; Mammalia; Microbiotheria; Microbiotheriidae.
GGCCUGCGGGGAGGGAUGCGGUGGUGGGAGGGGGUCGUGUCGAGGGUCCAGGUUCACAGCUGGUACCCCAAGUCUGCCCCCCUUGGCCUCCAGGGAUCCUCCCCACUGCAGGCUCCUCCUUGCCCUAGCCAGGACCCCUCUGGCAGCACGGCGAGCUCGGCCCCCGUAGCCCCAGCCUCCUUUAUUAUCUCUCCGACCUACUAGAAGCCCGCAUCCCUCACUUCUCUCCCCAGCAGGCCCUGGCUCUCUGUUUCUGCUUCCCUCAGGGAGGUGCUUGCAUCUCGGCCCUCCUGCCCUCCGAAGUAUUUUCCCUCUGGUUGAUCCUCACGAUUAAAAAAAAAAUCCCAAAGCUAGGUCGUCCCUUUCACCGGACAUGAAUGAUAGACAACCUGGGAUUAGGGACAAGAAGAGCAUCCAAGUGUGGGAAGUUUGGCCGAUGCAUUCUCUUGCAUCUUUCUAAGUCAGAGAAAGAGCCUGGCGUGUGCAGGGUUUUCUCAACUCAAAAUUCUUGUAAUGAAGGUUCAGCAAGUGCAGUUGUUGUCCUCAGACAGUUAUAAGAACACUUGAGCACCCUGAUUUAUCCUGUUUCUAUAAUAAAAAUGUAGAAUAAGCGAGCUGCUCUCUAAUAGAAAUAGUGAUGGAAUUCAAGAAGUGGAAUAUAUAAAUUGAUUUAGAGUGCUCCAGAAAGAUGUCUGUGAUAGUCGUAAAGCAUAUUUUAAAAAUAAAUUUUAUUGACAAUAUUUGUUUUGACAUAGCCUAAAUCACCCCUUCCAUAUUACUUUUUCUAUUCCUCCCAUAAAACUAAUCAAUACACUGACAAAUCUGAUUCUAUUCGAUCUUCCACACCGUUAGAUCCUUCUUUCAGCCCUUCAAAGUUUGGGGUGGGGGGAGAGUGUUUUCUCAUAUCUCUUACUUGGGGAUAAAGUUUUUUGGAAUUUUAUAACGUUCAUUUUCCAAUUGUUUUGUGGUGGUGGUUCUUUUCUUUUCCAUUGUGCUUGUCAUUGUGCAUAAUGUUUUCCUGAUUCUGCUUACUUCACAUUGUAUCAGUUCAUGUAAGGUUUCCCAAUGCUCCUUUUAUUGAUUAUGUGUCAUUUCUUAUAGCACAGGUAUAUUCCAUACUUAAUAUGAAUCAUAGUUUGGCCAUUGCCCCAAUUGAUGGACAUGGACUUCAUUUCCAAUUCUUUGCUACCACAAAAAGUACUACUAAUAUAUGUUGGUGCAUGUGGGCUUUUCCUUUUAUCCAUGACCUCCUUGGAGUAUAUUCCUAGAAGUGGAAUCUUUAGGUCAAAGGGUAUGGAUGGUUUAGCAUAAUUUUCAUAUUAACAUAAUUCCAGAUAAUUUUCCAAAAUAUUUUUUACUGAUUCACAGCUCCACCAACAAUGUAUUAGAGUGCCUUUUUUUCCAUAGCCCUUCCAACAUUGACUGUUCCCAUCUUUUGUCAUCUUUGCCAAUUUUCUGGAUGUCAGACUCAUCUCCCUUGGACCUGUUUUGACCUAUACCAGCUUAUUUCUGAGUUGAGGCUCUGACUCCUUUCCCUUUUAUACUUAUUUGGUGCAGAGGAAAGAGACACUUUUUUUCUGAAGAUGAAUUUGUCAGACCACCUUCAAUUAGCCCCCAAUGCCACAGGCAACAGCAGCAAUUUCCAGGAGAAUCUUCAGGAGCUGAUUCACACAGCCACCUUGGUGACUUGUACCUUCCUGCUUGUCAUCAUCUUCUUCAUGGGUUCCUAUGGCAACAUUAUUGUCUUCAUGUCCUUCUUUGACCCAGCCUUCAGGAAGUUCAGGACCAACUUUGAUUUCAUGAUCCUCAACUUGUCUUUCUGCGACCUCUUCAUUUGUGGAGUGACGGCCCCUAUGUUCACUUUUGUGCUAUUCUUUAGCUCAGCCGCCAGCAUCCCUGAUGCUUUUUGCUUCACCUUUCACCUCACAAGUUCUGGCUUCAUCAUCAUGUCCCUCAAAACAGUGGCAGUGAUUGCCCUUCACCGGCUUCGAAUGGUGUUGGGGAAGCAACCUAAUGGAACUGCUUCUUUCCCGUGUACUUUGAUCCUUACCCUACUUCUUUGGGCUACUAGCUUCACACUGGCCACCCUGGCUACACUCAAAACUAACAAGUCACGCCUGUGUCUCCCCAUGUCCAGUUUGAUUUCCAGAGAAGGCAAAACCAUCCUUUCUCUGUACGUGGUUGAUUUCACCUUUUGUGUGGUGGUGGUCUCUGUCUCCUACAUCAUGAUCGCUCAGGCCCUGAGGAAAAAUGCUCAGGUAAGAAAAUGCCCUCCAGUCAUCACGGUUGAUGCUUCCAGGCCUCAGCCUUUCAUGGGAGGGGGCCAGACAGGAGGCGUAGAAGGCAUCCAGGGUGCUGGACCAGCUUUAUAUAGGAACCAGAACUACAACAAACUGCAGCAUGUGCAGACCCAUGGCUACACCCAGUAUUCCAACCAGCUACCAACUCCUGCAGCCAGUCGGCUCCAGCUGGUUUCUGCUGUCAAUCUGUCCACUGCGAAAGAUUCUAGAGCGGUGGUCACAUGUGUAGUCAUUGUGUUAUCCGUGUUGCUUUGCUGCCUUCCCCUGGGUAUUUCCCUAGUAAAAGUAGUUCUGUCGAGCAGUGGGAGCUUUAUCUUUUCCCAGUUUGAACUGUUUGGAUUAACCCUCAUAUUUUUCAAAUCAGGAUUAAACCCUUUUAUAUAUUCUCGGAACAGUGCGGGCCUAAGGAGAAAAGUCCUCUGGUGUUUCCAGUAUAUAGCCCUGGGCUUUUGUUGCUGCAAGCAGAAGACUAGGCUUCGAGCUAUAGGCAAAGGGAGCCUGGAAGUCAAUAGGAACAAAUCCUCCCAUCAUGAAACCAACUCGGCCUACAUGUUGUCUCCGAAACCGCAGAAAAAAUUUGUGGACCAAGCCUGUGGUCCAAGUCACUCAAAAGAAAGUGUUCUGAGCCCCAAAGGCUCAGCUGGACAUCAGCACUGUGGUCAGAGCAGUUCAACACCCAUCAAUACUCGAAUCGAACCUUAUUACAGCAUUUAUAACAGUAGCCCAUCUCAAGAGGUGAGCACCCCAAAUAGUGUACAGCCUGUGAACGUUUUGGGAUUUACUAAAUUGAACAUUACCAAGCAUUAUCAUACCACCAAUGAUUUAAUGCAAGACUGUGACAGCAUUUCUGCCAAGCAAAUUCCAAUCCCCUCAGUUUGACACAGUAGAGACUAUAGAAUCCUGUAUAAACUUCCUGUUGAGUUUACAACCCAUUUUAUCUAUUUUGUUUUAAACGUGCGCGCGCGGCACGCGAGCGUAUGUAGGCAAUCAGUUGCAGUUCUAAACUACGAUUAAAGAUGCAAAUAAGUAAUUGCCAAUUGAUUUUGUUUUUGUUGCCUAUGAAUGCUCAGUUACUUGCCCUUAAAUGAAAAUUAGUAUUUAGUGACUACUUUGCAUUUUUCUGGAAAUUGUAAGGGUUGACAUUAAAAUAUAUUGUUUAGAUGUACAGUCUGAUCUGUAUAAUAAUAGUUUUGUUAAUUAUGUCUAUACUGAAAUUUUGACUAGAUACCAGAAGUUAUUGUUAAUGACAUCAAAAUAGUAAAUCAACAAUUUGAGAAGAAUCAAUGUCAUGGUGGUUUGGAUUAUGAAUUUGUUGUAUUCUUAAAGAAUGUAAAAUAACAGACUUGUUAAAGGGAAUUUUUGAGGAGACAGUAUUUUUCAUGAAGGAAUGAUGAUUUGCAUUUUGUUCAGUGUUUGAAAUAGUAAAAAAAAAAAAAAAAAAGAAAAAACCGAGUAUUUUCUUAUAGUUUAACUCAAUGUUUUGUUCUUGUA